AUGCAGAAACGGAGCCGGGGGCUGGACCGCUCGCACGCCCCGGCCCCAGGGGCUCAUCCCCGGCCCCCGCAGCCCAGCGAAGGACACGCCGGGGGUCUUCCGAGCCAAUCCCCCUUCCCUUCCCCUCCGCUCCUGCUCCCCAGCCCUCGCCCUGCCGCGCCGCCGAGGCGGGGACGCCUCACUCUGGCCGCUGCACACACGGUGCCGGUGCCGGUGCUGGUGCCGGUACCGGGAGCCCGCGGCCGCCGCGCGCACCUCCCGCUCCGCUCCCGCCGAUCGCCACGGGCGACUGGAAAGGCCACACGGCAGAGACCCUCGGCGAGCCGUGCAGCCCUCGCAGAAGGCAAUAAACUCAACCCGAGAGGGCAGCGUUGGAGCCCCCGCGGCGGCUCCUCCUCGGGCGGCCGUGCCGCCCCGGCGGGCCGGAGCCGCGGGGCCUCGGGCGGCAGCACCUUGCGGCGGGGCAGUGCCCGGGCAGGCGCCCGCCGCCCCCGCGAAACAAAAGCCCGGUGCCACCGCUGUUCCCCGCGGAGCCCGGCGCCCGUGCCGCCGAGCGCGCACGCCGCCUUACCCAGCCGACAGCCGCGACGGACUCCCCCGGCCGCCCGACUCAGCGCUGCCCCCGCGCCUCCUCUGCGCAGAGCGGCCGCUGCCGCCGCCCGCCUGACAGGAGGCAGCAGCCGCCGCGUCGCCUCAACGCCAUUGCAGGCAGCGGCGGCGGCGGCGGCGGCAGCGGGGGCACGGACACGGCUCCGCGCGCACACCCGCGGCGGCGGCGCGGGGGAGGAUGAGCCUGACCCCCGCGGACCGGGCCCGCCCGGCACCCGCCCGUUUCGGAGGAGGCAGCGUGCCCGCCCCCGCGCGGGAGGGGCAGCGUCCCGGGUCCCGGGAAAGCCCCCGCUCCUUCCCGCUGCGGGAAACCCGCGGGGCGCGGGUGGCACCGGGCGCCCGGAGAACUCCCUGCAGAUCAGGAGCCGGUGUGUUCCUUCCCUCGCUGUUGAUCCACUCACCCGGGCUGCCCGAGCCAGGAACGCGCUGGUGACAAACCCCGGCGAAACGCUCACAGCUCCGUGGGCAUGGCUUGUUCUGGCAGCUGCUGACAGGGACGGAGGAUCAUCUUUGGAGCACAACCACAAAGCCUUUGUUGUUUGUUAG
Motacilla alba alba is the source of this 1155-nucleotide messenger RNA. RefSeq names its product translation initiation factor IF-2-like. The record is from RefSeq and is a predicted model, not a curated record. The transcript is spliced from 2 exons. The coding region runs from base 1 to 1155 and encodes 384 amino acids. Lineage: Eukaryota; Metazoa; Chordata; Aves; Passeriformes; Motacillidae.